GUGUGGCAUCAGUUCUUCCCUAGAACAAUGUCGUCAAAUUCGUGUUUUGCGUAUUGCAUGUACAGAAUCAGUGCAUGCUUUAGCGGUCGUACCAACAAAUUACGCAUAGACAACCGUACCCACAUGACAAAAUUAGAAAUCUGUCACCCGCUGUCCAUACAAAUAUAGGCCGAUCUCCUCCUCUGUCCGAAACGCGACCAACGCAUACCGAUACCGACCACGAGUGUUCAAGUCUCGGGAUCCGCCGUUAACAUCCGUUCCUCUCUCUCUCUCUCUCUCUCUCUCUCUCUACACCUCUCGGCGUUCGCCCCUCAUGGCGGGAACGGAAGACUCUCCCACCGGCAAGCACGUGGCCGUGUUUGCGUUCCCGUUUGCCACCCAUGCGCUGGCGCUCCUCCGCCUCGUGCGCCGGAUAGCGGAGGCGUCCCCCGCCACGAUGUUCUCCUUCCUCAGCUCGGAGAAAUCCAACCUCGCAUGCUUCUCCGGAGGAAGGAGGGACGACGGUGGCACGUGCCCGAACCUCGUGGCAUACGACGUUUGGGACGGCGCGCCAGAGGGGUACGUGCCGUCGGGGAGGAACCCCGUGGAGCCGGUGGAGAUCUUCCUGCGCGCGGUGCCGGGGAACUUCGAGAGCGUCCUCCGCGCCGCAGAGAGGGAGAGAGGGUGCAAUAUUACGUGCCUGCUGACGGACGCGUUCUAUUGGUUCGGCGCCGACAUGGCUCGAGAGCGGAGCGUGCCAUGGGUUCCUGUCUGGACCGCUGGCCCCUCUGCACUCAUCGCGCACAUGGAGACAGACUCGAUCCGACAAAUAUUUGGAACCUCAGGUAAGAUGCUCGAUGCGAUUCCGGGAUUAUCGGCGAUGCGAAUGACGGACGUGCCUAAAGAAAUCCUCGACGCAACCACGCCCUUCCCGACGAUGCUCUAUAGAAUGGGUCAAGUGCUUCCUCAGGCAACUGCCGUCGUUUCCAACUCCUUCGAGGACAUAGACCCGAUCGUCGAGGGGGAGCUCCACUCGAAGCUGCGGAAGUUCCUCGACGUCGGCCCAUUUGUGCUGUCACCGCCACCGCCGCUCUCAGACGAGCACGGCUGCAUCCCGUGGCUGGACAAGCAAGAGACGGCCUCGGUCGUGUACGUCUCCUUCGGGAGCAUGAUCAGGCCUCCCCCGCACGAGAUAACCGCCAUCGUGAACGCACUGGAUAAGGCUGCCUCCCCGUUCCUUUGGUCCUUCAGGGGCGACGCGCAGGCGGAGCUCCCGCGGGAGUUCCUCGAGAGGAGGACGAGGGGGAAGGUGGUGCCGUGGGCCCCGCAGCUGCAUGUGCUGGGGCACAGGGCGGUGGGGGCGUUCGUCACGCACUGCGGGUGGAACUCGGUGCUGGAGAGCAUGAUCGGGGGCGUGCCGAUGGUGGGGAGGCCGUUCUUCGGGGAGCAGAGCAUGAACGCGAGGGCCGUGGAGGACGUGUGGCGGAUCGGGGUGGCGGUGGAGGGGGGAGCGUUCACCGAGGAGGCGACGGCGGACGCGCUCGAGCGAGUGUUGGCCGGCGAAGAAGGGAAGCGGAUGAGGGAGAGAGCUGGGGCGUUGAAAGAGAUGGCUUUGAAGGCCGUGGAGCCACAAGGGAGCUCCACGAGGAACUUCAAGGCCUUGGUCGAGAUCGUCACCGGAUAAAAUCUAUGUUGGUGACUGCUAACCUUCGUGUUUUAAAGGGUAUGUUUGAGGUUUAGGGACCGAGCUCUAGGAAUAUUAACGCUGUUUUGCAUUACAACCUUUUCAAUAACUUCUCUAUUCUCCAUUCUCUUCUAUCAUAUUUAGUGCACUCA
Rhodamnia argentea is the source of this 1815-nucleotide messenger RNA. Its product is annotated as anthocyanidin 3-O-glucosyltransferase 7-like. Bases 314 to 1663 code for a protein of 449 amino acids. The record is from RefSeq and is a predicted model, not a curated record. Gene Ontology annotation, molecular function: UDP-glycosyltransferase activity. Lineage: Eukaryota; Viridiplantae; Streptophyta; Magnoliopsida; Myrtales; Myrtaceae. The transcript has 2 exons.